AUGCUCUUCACCGAGAUAAUUAUUGAAGCCGCCCCGUCGGCUGUCCGCAAGGCUGCAGUCCCCUUCGUUUUGCUCCAAUUAGCUUAUUUCGACCAAAACACAAAUCCAAAUCAAAAGUUCCUCGAUUUUGCAGCCCUGCCCACGUAUCACACCAGCUUCUUUCAGGCCAUCACCCUCCCCGAUGGGGGGAAUCUCUCCGCGCAGCCCGGCGACCAUCUCACCUGCACCAUCGACCACAUCCCCUACCCCGCCAUCGUGGAGGUGAACGAGCCCUCCGAGUUCACUUGGCGGGGGUAUUUCGGCUGGAAUUGGAUCUUUAACGGCUUGCACAGUUUUCGGUUUGAGCCGCUGGCGGCGGCGGCUUCCGAGGAGGGGGCGCAGGAGCGAGGUCAGAGAACGCGGCUGGUGCAUUGUGAGCAGUUGGGGGGUCUUCUGGCGGGGGCGCUGGCGCUCGUGGGGAGACAGAGGAUGUUGGCGGGAUUUCAACGAUUCAAUGAGGACUUGAAGCGAUAUGUGGAGCAGCAGCAGUAG
This is a messenger RNA of Aspergillus saccharolyticus JOP 1030-1, 531 nucleotides long. RefSeq names its product SRPBCC domain-containing protein. The record is from RefSeq and is a predicted model, not a curated record. The transcript is spliced from 2 exons. NCBI's taxonomy places the organism in Eukaryota, Fungi, Ascomycota, Eurotiomycetes, Eurotiales, Aspergillaceae. The coding region runs from base 1 to 531 and encodes 176 amino acids.